Molecule: messenger RNA, 2451 nt
Organism: Saccostrea cuccullata (small rock oyster)
Lineage: Eukaryota; Metazoa; Mollusca; Bivalvia; Ostreida; Ostreidae
Product: serine O-succinyltransferase-like
Exons: 12
Coding region: 96-1568 (490 amino acids)
Biological process (GO): L-homoserine metabolic process
Cellular component (GO): mitochondrion
Molecular function (GO): homoserine O-acetyltransferase activity; L-serine O-acetyltransferase activity
Source: RefSeq, a predicted model, not a curated record
UCGUUUUGUGUAAGAAAGUGUCAAACCCGAAAUUGUUCUAUUUCUUACUCCAGGUGCGUAGAUAUUUGUAGCAUUGGAUUGAUGGAAAAGAAAUCAUGAAGAAAAGAAGUUUUUCGAUUUUAUGUAGUACUUUGUUGAAAAAUUUUUCGCAAGAAGAGCUUCAAAAUGGUUGUCGUCGCAUUGUUGCUCCAGAUUUUGUAAAAAGAGGCACCAAUUCAUUUCACACACAGGCCUCACCAUGCAGCCAGCCAGCUGUUUUGUACCAGAAAGAACAGCGAUCCCAGGUUUGCCAGCUUCCCCAACUGGAAGUUCCUGAUAAUCCGGAGGAAUUGUUCAGAGGAAUGUCCACAGAUUUUCCAUGUUUAACAAAGAAUAAGAUGAAUGGCCCUGAACCAGAGUAUGACAAGAUUAUUUCUGGGUAUAAAAUCUUCCAUUACCAACAUCCAUUUGAAAUGAAGUACAACAAAGCUAGACUACCAGGGAUAGAUGUGGCAUAUGAGACGUGGGGAAAAUUAAAUGAGAGCAAAAGCAAUGCUGUGAUGAUCCAGGCUGGUUUGUCUGCAAGCUCUCAUGCUAAAAGUCACAGGAAAAACUUGAGGCCUGGGUGGUGGGAGAAAUUUGUUGGACCGGGAUGUGCGGUGGAUACAAAUGAGUUUUUUGUGAUCUGCCCAAACAACCUAGGGAGCUGUUAUGGCACCACGGGUCCAUCGUCUAUCAAUCCCCUCACCGGCAAGCAAUACGCCACCACCUUCCCAUUGAUCAGUGUGGAUGAUAUGGUAAAGGCCAACUUCCUCUUGCUGGAUGAGCUAGGAAUUGAUAAGCUCCAUGCCUGUGUGGGGUCCUCUCUGGGAGGGAUGCUGUCCUUAAUGGCUACUGCGGAGUAUCCAGAAAGAGUGGGCAGAAUUAUCUCCAUUUCUUCCUGUGCUCAGUCACACCCCUCUUCCAUUGCCAUGAGGUAUCUGCAGAGGAAAACUAUUAUGAGUGAUCCAAAUUGGAACAAGGGACACUACUAUGAUGGAACUUAUCCUAAAAUGGGAAUGAAAUUAGCCAGAGAGAUAGCUACAUUGACCUACAGGAGUGGUCCGGAGUGGGACGAGAGGUUCAGUAGACAGAGGAUUGACCCGAAGAGUCCUAACACCCUCUGUCCCACCUUUACUAUAGAGAGCUACCUCGAGUACCAGGGCGAGAGCUUCAGCACCAAAUACGACCCCAACUCACUGCUUUACAUCUCAAAGGCUAUGGAUCUGUUUGAUAUGGGGGAAGGCUAUAGCUCCCUGAAGGAGGGACUGUCACGUGUCAAAUGUCCGGUGAUGGUGAUCGGUGUACAGACAGACAUACUGUUCCCAAUCUGGCAACAGCGGACACUGGCUAAACUUCUACAGGAGUCAGGAAACAAUGGAGUGACAUUUUAUGAGCUGAAUUCUCUUUACGGACAUGACACAUUCCUAUUGGACAUUAAUGGAGUGGGGGCAGCAGUAAAGGGUUUUCUGGAGACAAACUUGAAGUCGCUGGGGAUAGAUUUAGUUAAUCGAGGCAAUUUUCACGACAAAGAGAGAGUCUUAUUUUAAAUGCAUAAAAUUUAUGCUUUAAUUCUCAGGGAUACCUGGAGAUCAACAAGGGUUUCUGUCACCACCAAUACCAUGAAGAUGACUAGAAAUGGUGUAUACAACGACACUGCAUACAGGUCAACUUUUUAAAAAAGAAAUUGGUAAAUGGACGUAACAUCGAAGAAAAAUUUCACCCUGAGAUUAACCUGGCAUUGCCUUAAAUUUUUCAUGUCUUUUUUUACAUUUGAUUGGGAGAAAGUAUUUUACAAAUUUUAAUAUUAAUUAAAAUGUACACAUGAACAUGUUUGUAUAUCUGAUAAACUGUUUCACGACAACUACUGUAUUGCUCUUUAACAGUGCAAAAUGUGGUUUUUUAAUAAUUGAUGUGAAAGCAUCAUUAAUUAAUUGCCAACAAAACUUUGUCUAAAUGUUAUAGCAGCAUUGCAGUUAUCAUGAAAGGGCUUAGAAUAGUACCACAUAUCUUACACAAUGUCUACAUAACUUACACAUUUGUAUGUAUGGCAUUAAUUUAAAACUCUCUCAUCAAAUAUUCUAAACAUCAUUAAUUGUGCAAAUUUUUAUGGAGGAUUUGUAAAAUUUAUGGAAAUCAAAAUUUAUAUUUAUGUUAUAGGUUGUUUGUAUGAAAUUUGACUAUUCUUAUUGAAAUCAUAAAAUUAACAAUUAAUGUAGUAAUUAAUCAUAAAUCUUGAUCAAAUUUUUGGAUGGAAUCUUAAUAUUUAUUGAACUUAUGUGAUUUUAUAUAUAUAUAUGGAUCCCUUUGACCUGUUUGAUAAUACAGUUGAACGUUGAUAUCUCGGACACUGAUAUCUCAAAUACCACGGAUAUUUCAAAGUUGUUUUGGAGGUGCGUACCUCUUCUUCUUUACAUAUUUUACCCUCUCCAA